AUGCUCGAAGACAAACUUAAUGUGAAAUGUGAGAGAUGGGAUAUUAAGGAUUGCUAUAGAAUUGGAGUCAAAUAUACUGGUAAAAAUCGUCCAGUAUCCAUUGAAUUAAUUAACUUCGAAUUAAAGCAAAUUAUACUAAAAAAGUCAGGAACAUUGCUAAAAGGUAAGGGAAUAUAUUUCUCUCCCGAGUAUACAAAAGUUGAAUAUCAAAAACGAAAAGCAUUACGUAACCAUUUAGUAUUGGCAAGAGGGAAAAAUCAUUCUGCUUACAUCAAAAACAACAAACUAAUUGUAAAUGGUAAAACAUACACGUAUGAGAAUUUGAUUGAAGAAAAUACCUUUGAAAAAAAGGACUUAUUCAAGAAAAACAGUGAAGAUCAAGGUAUAAACGGAAAAAACCAACAUCAAAGUAAGGGAGUCACAUUUGUCCCAAACUACUGUUCCAGAGCUGACGAAAACAACGUAUCGUCUUCGUAG
Molecule: messenger RNA, 477 nt
Organism: Psylliodes chrysocephalus
Lineage: Eukaryota; Metazoa; Arthropoda; Insecta; Coleoptera; Chrysomelidae
Source: the annotation of a GenBank genome assembly